Messenger RNA from Hibiscus syriacus, 1629 nucleotides. RefSeq lists its product as uncharacterized. NCBI's taxonomy places the organism in Eukaryota, Viridiplantae, Streptophyta, Magnoliopsida, Malvales, Malvaceae. The record is from RefSeq and is a predicted model, not a curated record. Bases 38 to 1402 code for a protein of 454 amino acids. The transcript is spliced from 5 exons.
CGUUUUCUUUUCCCUUAUUCUCUCACUCUGGGAAAUUAUGGUUUCGUGUUCUCUCUCACUUAUCUCAUCCACAUCUUCAUUUCAUUCGACUUCAAACCUCGAUUCAUCUCCCAAUUCUACAUCUUUUUGGCCCGUAACACUUAAGCUCUCUAAACCCAAUCCCAGGUUCUCAAAGCCUCUCAAAUACCCAUCGUUGAAGCUUUUGGGUUGCUCAUCGACCGUUGAAGAUGGGUCACCGGAGCAGUUUUUUAACAGCAAUUCGAUAGCGGAUUUCAUGAGAUUCAAGAGAGGGAGUCGAAUCGGUAGCGGCGAGUUGCAAACGGCUAUUGUUGGUUAUCGUAAGAGGUUCCCUUGGUCUAUUCUUUACCCUUUUCUUCGGGUUGAUUUGGUCUCAACGAUUCAUAUAGCGGAUACAGAGUACUUUGAAACCCUUCAGAAGGAGCUUGCACCGUAUGAUUGUGUUCUUUAUGAGAUGGUGGCCAGCAGAGAGAGUUUGGAAAAUAGAAGGAACCCUUCUGCAGCAAAAAGGCUCAAAAGUUCACGGUCACGAGGUUUCAACAUUUUGGGAUGCGUUCAACGGCAGAUGGCUCGGAUACUUAUGCUUGAUUUCCAAUUAGAUUGUCUUGAUUACCAGGCUGAUAAUUGGUACCAUGCAGAUCUCGACUACGAGACCUUCAAGUUACUUCAGCUUGAAAAAGGUGAAAGCUUCUUCACAUUUGCACGUGAUAUGACCCUUAAAUCGACAAAAGCUUUAGUUCAGACUGCUUCAAUCCCAGAGGACCUUGAUCCUUGGAGAUCCAAGCUUCUAUGGGCCUCUCGUGUGCUGCCUAUGCCACUUGUAGGUUUUCUCAUUAUCAGUGGUGUUUGUGCGGAUGUUGGAAGCCAGGCAUCUGAUUAUCCAGAGCUAGAAGCUUUAUCGAGGCUCGACUUUGGUGCUGCCAUGAAAGUUUUCCUUGCAAAACGGCUAACCUCUGAGUUUACACAAGUGACUGCUGCUGUGGAAGAGAGAUCAGUUAUCAUCGGCGAGAGGAACAGGGCUGCUAUAGAAGCAUUGAGACGAGCGCUUGAUGAUGGUAAUAAUAAGAUAGCGAUACUAUAUGGGGGCGGCCACAUGCCAGACUUAGGGAGACGCUUAAAAGAGGAAUUUGACCUGGUUCCUUCCCGUGUACAAUGGGUAACGGCUUGGUCCAUUACGAAACAAGAUUUCCAGAGCAGUUCCCUUCCAUUUUUGAAGACAAUGGCCGAAGUUUCCGGCUGGCCAUUGAACCGUUACCAGACAUUGGCAUUACUCAUCUUUUCUUCGGUACUUGCAUUAGAUCUCUGGUUUUGGGAACUCUUUUGUGGCACUGCAAUUAACUGGAUCUCUGAAAUUGCUUCCGAGAUUGCUCAAUAUGCAGGAUAAAGCACAGGUGAUGUGAGUCCCGAUCAGAUAAAUUGUUUUGAUUGGCAUUUGAUACGAAUAUAUAUCUGUGCCGGUGUAAAUAUGAACAAUUCGGAAUUCGGAUAUGGCUUGUCUUAGGGGGGGAAAAGAUUAUGUAAAAGAAGCAAGUUAACCGACUUGAAUGAAUUUAUUUAUUGAAACUCAUUCAAAUUGGAAGGAUGAACUAAUCGAUUAAUAGUUGUCUUUUA